AUGGGCACAUACAACUUCGGACGGGUAAUCGACUCAUACAUCGCAACUGUCUUCCCGCCUAGACACCCUGUCGUGCCUGCUGCUGUUGCAUCUGCGACUGAUCAGCGCCAAAGCCAGGAUGAGGCAGCUAAAGUGCCCCGCCGGCAAUUGGUGCUCCAGUGCCUGCAGGCAGUGGUCAUCAUUGCUGGGCUCGUAGCACUGUGCAUGUAUUCACUGCACUCCCGGUCGUCUUACUAUUCGAAGAUUUCGUUGAGAUCUGCUCUAAAGGACCCUAUAGCACCCAACGAGUCGGGAUUCUCGAAGUUGUUGGAAGGUCUUGCAUCAUUGAACAGCGGCGUUGCCAAGGGCCAGGACGGGGAUGCAGCAGCGAUUCGCCGCGUAUUGGAUAUCGAUUUGGGAGCAGGCACUGGCAUUCUGCGCUACUCGGAGAUACGUAGCAGGCGUGACGUAGCGUUGUGGCUGCAGUUUGGGUUAAUCCCUUCUUUAAUCACCGGUCUCAACUCGUACAACAAGCUUGUUGGGGACAUCAUACGUCUUACCUUCUUACGAACGGAUUACAGCGAUAUCGAGUAUGGUGCAGCCGGAAAUCAGGCGCCGCCUGCUGAGCCGCCCGUUUCACCUCAAACUUCGGGGGUGUUGCGGAUGGGUAUGGCGGGGUACGAAGACGACGAUGAUACGUCAGAUGACAGUGAGGGCACUGGCAGUGCUGGCGACACCGAUGCUGUUGAAGACGAAGAAGAGGAAGAUGUUGUGAAGAUGGAUCCACCCCCAAAUGUGCCCCCGAGUGACCCACCAGAUGCAGGCGUACAGAUCCCUGAAAAAGGGGACGGGGGCGAACCUGACAGCAUCGAAGAAAACGAACAAUCAACCCCCAAGUUUGUGUUGAAACUGCCAUAUGCAUCUGAAGGCACGUAUCAUACGUAUUCUAAGAGCGGAGGCAACUUUUUGUACAUCCCAGGGUCGAACCUGUAUGCCGCGAUGACAGCGCUAAACAUGGGCUACCAGUAUGGCACAAAAUCGCCGCAUUUCCCGUUAUGGGCGAUCAUAUCGGAUCCAACUACAACUUCAGUUACAUUGGAGGCGUUUACGAGCAACGCCCAUGAUUACACCGUUAGUUACGCUAACGUAUCUUUCACCUUCCUGACCCUUCCGGAUGGCAGUGCAAACUUGUCGAAGGUGGCCAAGGCAUCGUCGAUUUCGAGUCCGCGUGACGGCCUAACACACAGCAUACAGCAGGGAAUAUUCGGCCUCGUCGUGAUUUUGGCAGUGAUAUACGUCGUGCACAGCGUCGCUAUCCACCGACGCUACCAGGUCUACACGUCGAAGGUAUUGUUCGGUAUCGAUGUGUUGUCAAAGGUCUCCUUGGUCGCAUGCAUCAUCGCUUACGCUGUGAGAUUGUACUGGUUCAGCGGUUCUGCUCCGUACAUCCGAUCCGUCAUGGGUGCUGGAGGAGACUACGAGAACGUUGUUACUCAGGGCCGAGAUGGGCUGGUGAUCGACGCCACCGUUUUACGUGCGGGUUUCAACACUCUUCGAACGCACGUACUCGGCGGAUAUAUGAGCAUGGGAGUGUUACAAGUAGCGUCAUUUUGCACGAUAUGCCUCUUGAUCGUUUUGUGUUUCGCCAUGCUGUGCAGCGGAGGCAGGGUUGGAACGAUGAUGUGUCUCUUCGUGAUCCAUUCCACUUGCCAUUUAGGGUUGGGGAUAGUGUGUGUGUUGUCUGCGUUGGCUUUGAUGGCUCUGGUAAACAUGUGUAUCCUGGACCACACGGCUGCUGGCGACGGGAGUUUCGUCCACCACUUCAUAACUUUGGCGUACAUCCUGGCCGGGGCAAAUGGCAGUCGGGUGGACGCCUACUAUCGCAACCAUGGGGCUCUCCAUAUGGUAUCAAUUAUAGUCUUGCUGGCUGUGUUUUCGUAUUGUGGCAUGAUCAGCAUACUGCCCAUAAUGCUAACCCUGGACGCCGACAGCGAGAUCAGAAGCUUCGAAUCCAAGAAACCUAAUGGGCCAUACGACGAGUCGCGUUAUUUUCGUACAAAGUAUGCUCUUGGCAGGCUGUUUCGCAGAUUCUCAACACGCAGCAGUGCCAUGUUUCUACGCCACCUCGCCUUUUCCAGAAAUGGUAAUUCUGCAGGGCCCGGAACCGCAGGGCAGCCGUCAUCAACUGGGUUAAACGGCAUGCAGCCGAGGUCGGACCAGGCUGGUGGUAAUGGGAUGAAUCACCCGAAUAUCGCAGCGACAUCGUCUGAGGGUGCUACCGGCGGUUACGUCGAUGCCAAUUCCACUCAAAUACAAAUAUCGCAGAAUGACGCACCCGAUCACCAUGCUACGACAGUACCGCAUGAUGUGGAGGGGCAGCCAGUGGCUGCCGAUACCCCGCAGAGAAUUGCUAGUAGGCGUCAACGUUUCAGGAUUUGGCUGUAUAAGUUCAGAAGCGACCAUCGGAAUUUCCGCAUGCUGUUUUACUGGAUUGUUGUAGUUGCCGUGAUGGCUUUCGCAAUCAGGGAUCGGCAAUACCGCAGCGUCCGCCGACUCUUGCAGCAGACGUUGAACGACCACCUCACCACCGAUGUUGCCCAGCUGCCUUGCGCAAUUCACACAUUCGUUCUGCAGCCUCCAGCUGAUGCAGAACCACCGGAUGAAAAAUUAACCAAAGGGCCAAAAGACCCGAGUGUAGAUGUACCUGAAGAUCUUCGACAUUCAUCAUUUUUUGGUGUAGAAGAUAUGUCUAGCGCCGGGAAUUCAUCAAUCGCCAAUGGUGAGGAUACCGAUAAUUCACAUCUGGCACCACCAGGUAUGAACAGAGAUCCACCAAUACAUGCAUUACAACUAAGUGGAUUGGUUCCAAGUCAGGAUGAUGGCGGACUAAACGAUGGGCAGGAUGCUGCUGCUGUUCAAAGAAACAAGGAUAACAGUUCCGCUUCGCAGGCAUCUGAUACACCUGACUCUAAAGGCGCUCAACUGCCCUCCAAACAGAACGCGGGUGAGCCUGAUGGUGUCAAGAAGGCACUGGUUCGAGUAUCACAGCUUCCACGACGCAUCUCAACACGGAAAGAUGUGUUCCAGUGGCUCACGGCCGGCGGAUUGGGCUCUCUGUUUAAGUUUCUUGCAUUCAACAACGAUAUGCUCAAUACACUGGGUGAAGUCAAAGAGUUCCUGACGAUCAAGAACAGGUUUUUCGCUGUCCCUUCGCAGGGCGCAAUUCUUGUGGAGUUGAAACUGCGAGCUGCUGCUGGGUUCAAGUGCCCAAUGUUCAGCACAAUGGAACAUGACGCUGGUUCCGCAACUGUGCGCAGCCUUCUACACUCGACUAGCACAUCCAUCGGCGCGCGUGAAUUGUUUGGAAAUUAUUGGACGGACUUCCCAGAUGUGGUUGAGCGGGUGCAGUUGGAGCUGUUUCUGGUCGACUCCUACGCACAGUCCAAGCUCUACAGAGCAACAAUAUGGUUCGACAUGCGCACAUCUGGCACCGUUGUACCCAAGGUAAAGGUGCGCAGCAUCCUGGGGGUCCAUUUGUCUUCCAGCUACAACAACUGGGUGUUCGCUUCUGUAUCGAUUUCGUCCCUGGUUUUGUUUAUAGCGUUUGCGUGGUGGUUCGUGAUUGACUGCCGGAAAUUCUUCAGGGGUUACGACAAACGCUAUGGUGUGACGAACGGAAACCUGUUGUUUUGGCGCAAACUGUUCGUGUUCUUCGUAAACGACCGUCUGCGUUUUGUGGACCUGUUCGUGAUCAUCUUAAUAGGCGUGAUCUGCGGGCUAUAUGUAUCCAUCCACUUCAAUUCUAACGUGAUAUAUGAAAACAUACAGGGAUUAUCGACCACCAAGGUCAGGCUGAUUGUAAACGCGGCCAUGCAUGAUGUGCGCAUAGCCCACCGGUCGUUGUGGGUGCUGCUUGGGAUAAUCGUAUUUUUGGUACUCGUAGCGCAGGUCCAAAUUAUCCGAAACCUAUUUGUGGUCCUUUUUGUCUGCUUAGAAUGCGCAUUGAUACUGUACAUAACGGUUGCAGCCGCUAUGUUGCUGCUGCUUCUGACGUUCAUAUACGUCAUCAUGACCUUCGCGAACGACUACUUUCACGAUCUAUCGAAGGACGAAGGCAUUAUUCUAGGUAGCAUCCGCUUGUUAUUGGGCAAGUCGCAGCUGCCAUCGCAUGUAUUGGAGAGCAGCUAUUUCGUAAUGGUAAUGUACCCGGGUUGUCUUGUAAUGAAGUUGUGGAUUAUAAACAUGAUUUUCGUCUACCUGUGGGCCAUAUGGCCCAAGGAUGAGCUUGACGAAGACGCCAAGGACCUGGCGCAUACGGAGGAGAUGUUCCGAUGCGACUCCGUGGAAGGCUACCAGGUGUCGGCGAACUCGACAAAUCUCACCACCGUAGCUGACGACCAGCUGGAGAUGAUCCCGGACGACGUGAAGCAGUUUUGCGCAGAGGAGGUGCGCCGCUUCAACGCAAUGUUCAAGGAAUUCGACGAGAAGUUAGUGGCAGCGGGUGCCAGGAAGUUCGAGUACGUACAGGAAUUGCACGAUCGCCUGGGGCAUGAGAUGCAUGAAAUGCUGAAGUCAUGCGAGGCGCUGCAGAUGCAACUCGAAGUUGCGCGCAAGCGCUGCGAGAUCAUGGAGAGCCACGACGACCGCAACCUCGAAGCGAACAUUUCGCUUCUGGAGAUCGCCCUGUCAGACAAGCAGGAUGAGCUGGCAAGCGUCUUUGCCAACUACAAGUCGCUGAUGGAACAGUAUGAGGAAGACCUUCACGAUCCACAACUCAAGGACGCCGUCUGA
Molecule: messenger RNA, 4770 nt
Organism: Babesia ovata
Lineage: Eukaryota; Apicomplexa; Aconoidasida; Piroplasmida; Babesiidae
Product: protein
Exons: 3
Coding region: 1-4770 (1589 amino acids)
Source: RefSeq, a predicted model, not a curated record